AUGGCUAAAGCUAUUCCUCGUAAGUUGAAGGUACGCUUUUUCUUCAAGUUGAGUUGAAUUUUCUAUUAUCUUACGAGUGUUUCAGAUCGAGCACUCAAAUUUUCUUAAAAUUUUGCGUGCGGGUUCUGAACUAGCCGAAAUUCCUGAAAGUUUUAACUCGCACUUUCCGGCAGUUGGCGAGAUAUUCGAAUGUUGUUUCCGAGAAAACACGCGAAAUAAGGAGAGUCGGCCAGACGGGAAACAGUUUUUGCCUAUAACUUUUUCGGCGACAAGCACUGUGAGAAAAAAAGAAAAAAAAAUGUACGUUGCACUGUGCAAUUUUUUGCUUUUUGCACCGUGCAGUUGGUUUUUUUGGGCUCUCGCUCGCACCCUGAAUUUUUUCGCACAGUGCAAAAGCCAAGAAUCACUCCAACGGCAUUGCUAACAGAGUGUUAAUAAUUGGGCUUGAAAUUUUCAAGCCUAUAAUCUCACAAAUUGCAAAGUGAAGAUUUUUUUCACUGCAAAAAAUAAUUAUUUGAUGAUUCAAUAGUGACAUUUCGUACGAUUGUAGCGAAAAAAGUCAAAAAUCUGUCCAAUUUCACUGUCCAUUUUCCACGAAGCCUAUAUAUGGAUCGGGCUUUAUAAAUUUCAAAAGUGAAUCCAGCAAAAAGUGCAAAAUUCAGUCCAAAGUGCCACUUUGGACUGAAAUCGCCAAAUAAAGUUUGUUUUCCAAACAAAUUGCACUUGUUUGCUUGGAUUUCUUGGUUUUGUCCACCGUCCAAAAAGUGAACAAAGGAUGGACAAAAAACGGCAAAUUUAGUCCAAAGAAAAACUGGCUCGUUUCAAUCAAAAUUUUCGCAUAAGUCACUUUAAUUUUAUUUCAUUCAAUUUUUGUGGUCCCUAAUCAUUGUUCCAAUACGUAACUAUCGUAUAAAACAAGUACUGGGCAAACCAGGCCUAAUCUGAAGUCUAGCGCCUCUUUUUUGCGAUUUUCGGUUGAAAAGUUAUAUUGUACUAGGCAAACUAGGUCAACUUUGAUGUCUAAGGCCCGUUUUUUGCGAUUUUCGGUUGAAAAAUUAUGUUGUACUAUGCAAACUACGUAAAAUCUGACGUCUACCGCCUGUUUUUCGGUUGAAAAGUUAUAUUGUACUAGGCAAACUAGGUCAACUUUGAUGUCUAAGGCCCGUUUUUUGCGAUUUUCGGUUGAAAAAUUAUGUUGCACAAGGCAAACUACGUCAAAUCUGACGUCUACCGCCUGUUUUUCGGUUGAAAAAUUAUAUUGUACUAGGCAAACUAGGUCAACUUUGAUGCCUAAGGCCCGUUUUUUGCGAUUUUCGGUUGAAAAAUUAUGUUGCACAAGGCAAACUACGUCAAAUCUGACGUCUACCGCCUGUUUUUCGGUUGAAAAAUUAUAUUGUACUAGGCAAAACAAUUCAAAUUUUCUUAAAAACAGUAUAAAACUUACAUUACCCGAGGUGUGGCGAGACAACACAACACACAACUAAAAGCCGGAAAUUAUUGCAGUCGUUUUCCUGCCGAACUCACGUACUGAAACCGGAAAUCAGAGAGAUCACGAAAAUUGGCAGAAUUUUCUUGGCAUUUCGUUUAAAACGAGAAUUUCUAUAGACGAAAAUCGACCAUUUCAUGUCCGAACAAGAAGAACGACUGUGUUGUCUCGCCAUACUUCGGGUAAUGUAGGUUUUAUACUGUUUUUAAAGAAAAUUUAAAUGUUUUGCGUAGAAAAAUAUAAUUUUUCGACCUAAAAGCAGGCGGUAGACGUCAGAUUUGACGUAGUUUGCCUUGUGCAAUAUAAUUUUUCAACCGAAAAUCGCAAAAAACGGGUCCUAGACAUCAAAGUUAACCUAGUUUGGUUAGUACAAUGUAAUUUUUCAACCGAGAAUCACAAAAAACGGGCCCUAGACAUCAAAGUUGACAUAGUUUACCUAGUACAAUAUAAUUUUUCAAUCAAAAAACCAGGUGUUUAAGUCUAAUUUUACCGAGAUUGCGUUGCUAGGAUAAGAAAAAUCUAAACAGGCGAUCGUGCAAAAAAAUUUAGCUUCAUUGAGCACAAAUUCGUCCCUUGGUCCCCCCUUACCACUUUUUUUACACCCCCUCGACGAAAAAUUAAAAUUUGUCAAAUUCAGUUUUUUCGACAAACCAAAACCUUAAAACUCAGUCCGUUCCUUGGACAAAUCACAAAAAUCCAUGGAAAUGUGGUCGUGCAAACUGAAUUUGCAGAUUUUAGUCCAACGCGUGGACAUAGGUUGGCGAAGGCUCGCCCAAAUGGACUUUAUUUGGCGAUUUCAGUCCAAAGUGGCACUUUGGACUGAAUUUUGCACUUUUUGCUGGAUUCAUUUUUGAAAUUUAUAAAGCCCGAUCCAUAUAUCGACGGUUUCCGGAAAGCACGAGAUAGGAAUCUGGCAAAUUUUUGUCUUGUUAGAAAAUUAUGCUCCAAACUUUGUUGAUUCAAUCCCUGAAAACUCAAUUUUUAGAUACUUUGUUUGCACGGCCAUCAUCAGAAUGCUGCCAGAUUCCGUGAGAAAACAGGAGGUUUUAGAAAGGGACUUCAGUCACAAGCCGAGUUUAGUAAGUUGCGCCUGAUGUGAUUUUAAAUUCUGUUUAGCAUUCAUCGAUUCCCCCAUACAAGAAGGUCUAGAACCACCCGCAGAAGGCUCCGAGGAGACUCAAACAUGGUUUACAACAAGUCCAGAACGCACUUAUUGGAGGGAAAAGAUCACCGGAAUAUACGAUGGCUCUUUUGAGAAGAGUGUAGAUUUUUUGAGGAGUUUUAUAAAGGAGAAUGCAAGUUUAGUUACUGUUUCGAUUUAAAUUUGGGUACUCGUUGUUAACCGUCAGCAAUUUCCAGGGUCCUUUUGACGGGAUAUUAUCUUUUUCACAAGGGGCUGCCUUCUCUCAUGCAAUUCUAUGUCAAGGGGAAUGGAACCUCAAGUUUAUUAUCUAUUGUUGCGGGUUUAUUGCGUAUAACGCCUCUCGCAAUGUCAAAAAGGAAACCAUAACCGGAAUAAGGACUUUCCAUUGCAUAAAUAAAGAUGACAAGGUAAGAAUAUGUUCUUAAACAAACGUGUUUUGUAAUUUAGGUGAUCCCCAAUGAUCUCAGUGAAGAAUUGGCGAGUGUUUUUGAUGACCCUAAAGCAAUUGUCAAACACUAUGAAUGUGGACACUGUAUUCCUCCAAUAAAACUUUGCAAGAGUGAUUUGAUUGAGUUCUUUAAUGAGAUUCGCAAUCAGAUUAGUAAUGAAGAGGAGAAUGGGACAGCGUAA
This is a messenger RNA of Bursaphelenchus xylophilus (pine wood nematode), 3260 nucleotides long. The record is from the annotation of a GenBank genome assembly. Lineage: Eukaryota; Metazoa; Nematoda; Chromadorea; Rhabditida; Aphelenchoididae.